This is a messenger RNA of Nezara viridula (southern green stink bug), 2163 nucleotides long. Lineage: Eukaryota; Metazoa; Arthropoda; Insecta; Hemiptera; Pentatomidae. The record is from the annotation of a GenBank genome assembly.
CUGAUCCGCUGUCCCCUUUCAGUGUUGGCUCGCGCGCCACAACAGAAGGAGGUUAUGAAGAAAUUUAUAUUCGUACUACUCUCACUAGCAGCGUUCGCGCAUGCUGAGAACAUCGUUAUAGAAAAUGACAUCGAGUUGGAAUCAUAUAAGAACGAGAUAUGGACUUGGAAAUGUAACGACAAAGGCUGCGAAAAAGAAGCUUUGGCUGACGGCGGGCGUCCGAUAAGCGUCGAAGUGUGCCGAGUCGCCUGCCCAACUUCAGGGGUCCUCUGGCCUAAGCCGAUCAAGAGCACCAUCUCCACCACCUUGGUCAAGCUAGAUCCCUAUGGCCUGUCCAUAGCCAACUUAGAAGGAAUUGGAGGUGGCAAAGAAGCAUCUGAAAUGAUCCAAGGUGCUUUUGAGCUGUUCACUGAGAGGAUCAGGAAUCUUGACAAAAUUGGAAGUGCUUCAGGACAAGGAUUUGACAUAUACUUUAACGUUAAGCAUCCAGAGAAUUUUAGAUAUGUACAAGGAGUCAACGAAUCAUACCAUCUAACCGUGAACCCUGGUCAACACGGACGUUUGAACGCAACAAUCUGUAGUGAGACACUCCUGGGAUCCAGGCACGCUCUCGAAACCUUGGGUCAGUUGAUUGUUCGUGACUCUUUCAGUGGUUCCAUUCUGACUCCAUCUUCGGUGGAGAUCUUCGAUGGUCCAUCCUACACGCACAGGGGUCUCACUUUGGACACAGCCAGGAACUUCAUCAGCGUCCCUGCUAUCAAACGUACUUUGGAUGCGAUGGCAGCUUCCAAGCUGAAUACAUUUCACUGGCAUAUCACUGACUCGCAUAGCUUCCCAUUUGAAUCUCGAACAUUCCCAAACCUCACCAAAUAUGGAGCUUAUUCUAAAAAUAAAAUCUACACCGAAAAAGACAUACAAGAUAUCAUCAGGUUCGCAACCGUGAGAGGCAUCCGGAUAGUUCCCGAGUUCGACGCACCCGCCCACGUCGGCGAGGGGUGGCAAUGGGUUGAGGACGCCGUUGUCUGUCUUGCGGCCGAGCCAUGGCAGACUUACUGCGUCGAACCUCCCUGCGGCCAGUUGGAUCCCACCAGCGAAAACACUUACAAAAUCCUCGAUGGCAUUUACUCCGAUUUGACCAGGCUGUUCAAGAGCGAUCAAUUCCACAUGGGAGGUGACGAGGUCAACAUCAAGUGCUGGGAGUCGGUCGAUCGCAUUACUCGCAAUAUGAAGAAAAUGGGAUUGGAAGCGGACUUGGAAGGAUACCACACAUUAUGGUCCAAGUUCCAAGACAGGGUGAGGAAAAUACUUAGCGACAAGGCAGGGGACAAGGUGAAACCAGUUCUCUGGACAAGCACCCUCACCGAAGGCGAUCGGCUCACCAAAUUCCUCAACAGUUCCGACUACAUUAUUCAGAUUUGGACGAAGAUGGACGACCCAACUAUCGCUCACUUAGUAAACAAUAGUUUUCAAGUCAUCUUCUCUAACUACGAUGCUCUUUAUUUCGACUGCGGUUUUGGAGCUUGGGUAGGGGACGGAAACAAUUGGUGUUCUCCGUACAUUCCUUGGCAGAAGGUCUAUGAGAACGAUCCUAGGACGAUCUUGUCGAAGUUGGGAAUUGCACCAGAGCUUCAACAUUUGGCAAUCGGCGCUGAAGCAGCUUUAUGGACUGAGCAAGCCGACGAUUCUUCCAUUGAUAACAGAUUUUGGCCUCGAGCUUCUGCGAUGGGAGAAGCACUCUGGUCUGGCCCAGGGUCAUGGAAAGGAGCUGAACACAGACUUCUCUUCCACAGGGAGAGACUCGUCGAACGAGGAGUACAAGCUGACACAAUGCAACCUCAAUGGUGUCUCCAGAAUCAAGGAAGCUGCUAUCUAUAAGAUUCAUUUUUUUUUCUCAAUUAUUCAUCAAAUUAAAUAUUGUUCUUGUUGAUUGAAAUUAGGGUAUACAAUUUUUUGUGCAGGUACCUGAAGCGGAAAGUUCAAGUGAAACAUAACCUAUUUUUUUAAAUUGGGCCAUUAAAAACGUAAAAAAGUGAUUUAUAUAAAAAAAAAGUUUAAAUGCUGUAAGAUUACAGAAAUAAAUUGAAAACAAAGCAAUACUUCAUAAAAUUGUCACUAGUUGAAGUACCCUAAAACUAUUUCUAUUUAUUUUUAUUAUAUAAACUG